GCCCAAUCAGUGUGUGUGCUGCUGCGCCCCUAGGGGCCAACCCGCCAAUCCUGCACUAAUGGAGCCUACAGACUAAAAUAGCCCCCAGCAGUGUGUGUGUGUGUGUGUGUGUGUGUGUGUCUUCGUGCUGUGUGCUGAGUGAGCUCUAAUAAUAGAAGAGGCCGCCUGCUCCUUUAAGAGCCUACUUGUUGCAUACAGCCCGACUCCACAAACUAAAUUUGAACAAAAUGGUUAUCAAAGUUUUCCUCGCCUCUUCGUCGGGAUCCACUGCGAUCAAGAAAAAGCAGCAGGAUGUGGUGGGAUUCCUGGAGGCUCUUAAAGUGGAGUAUGCUCAGCUGGACAUCGCUUGCAGCGAGGAGAACCGCAUGUGGAUGAGGCAAAACGUCCCGCAGGAGAAGAAGCCCUCCAACGGCAUCCCGCUGCCCCCCCAGAUCUUCAAUGAGGAGGGAUACUGCGGGGACUAUGAGACGUUCUUCGAUGCCAAAGAGGACAAUGCUGUGUUUGCCUUCCUGGGGCUGCCCCCUCCUCCCGGCUCAAAGGAAGCAGAACAUGUCGGCAUUGUGGAGAACGGGAACCACGCUGAGGAGACUAUUGCAGAGAACGGGAACGUUGAUAACUCAAUAGAGGUUCCAGAGGAGGGGCGAAAUGGGAAUGCACACUCCGAUGAGGAGCAGGCAGCUGAUGAGGAGGAGGAGGAAGGUGAGGAGGAACUAGCAGAAGAGGAUGAAGCCAUGGAAGAAGACGAGGACGUUGCGGAGGAGGAGGAGGAGGGGGUAGAAGAAACAGAGGAGGUGGUGGAAGAAACAGAAGAGGUCACGGAAGAAACACAGGCCGCUGCAGAGGAGGAAGAAGAAGAAGAACAGGAGGAAGAGGAUUUGCAAUCAGAGGAGGAAGAAGAGCUACUACAGCUUGAGGAAGAAGAAGAGGCUGAAGUACAAGAGGAGGAAGAGGCUGAGUAGUUAACACCAGGCGGUGUCAUCGAUGUUCGUCUGCUAAUAUCCAGCCUAAAGGAACCUCCCGUUACGUCUCUCCCUGAUCCUUUGACGCUUGAUCCCCCCCUCCACCCGUCCCCGAGGACCCCACUGGAAACUCACCCAUGUGUUUAAAGGCGCCAUGAUAAGUCCUGACACGCAUAUCUCGUUCCCUUUUGACUGCAAUGUUGACUUAAUUUUUAUAUUUUGCCCUUAGAGACGUACUGUAAUGAAAAUGCACAGAGUAGCCUAGUGGUGUCAAGUAGCUUUUGUAAAAUGCUAUUCAGUUAUUUUGGUAAAAAUCAAAGAUAUUUCUCGUGUUUUUCUUGUAGAAAUUCUAGUUUUCUAACAGAAGAAGUGGCCUUUACAAAAAAUCUUGGCAAAGCUUAGAUGGUUUUGCCCCACUUUAGAUUCAAACUCACGCUCUAGUGUGUUCUGAUCUUUUAUCAGUAGUUUUACCAAUGUCGUGGCUCCGUGGAUCCGUCUAUCAAGUGAAUGUACAAAUACAAGACUUCCUAAAGGCCACAUGAGGAACAAAUAUGCACAUACUGCACCACCACUAUAGUUACGUCUGCCAAUACUGCUGUCUAAUCAAUGCACUUUGUUGAAUAAGGAGUGAACCAUGUGACUAAGACUUGCAUGCAAUGGAAAAUGCAAUAAAGUAAACUGGUAAAAAGCAA
Messenger RNA from Eleginops maclovinus (Patagonian blennie), 1651 nucleotides. RefSeq names its product SH3 domain binding glutamate-rich protein (gene sh3bgr). The transcript is spliced from 11 exons. Lineage: Eukaryota; Metazoa; Chordata; Actinopteri; Perciformes; Eleginopidae. The record is from RefSeq and is a predicted model, not a curated record. Bases 228 to 959 code for a protein of 243 amino acids. Gene Ontology annotation, cellular component: cytoplasm.